GGUACCAUUGCAAGAGUCGAAGUAGUCAACUUUAUGUGUCAUAAAUAUUUGAAAGUGGAUCUAGGACCAAAGAUUAAUUUCGUCAUUGGCCAUAACGGAAGUGGAAAAAGUGCCAUUUUGACAGCCAUUACACUCGCAUUGGGAGCCAACGCCAACUCCACCAAUCGAGGUCGAAACCUGGGUUCUUUUAUCAAGGAAGGCAUGAGUGCAGCAAAUAUCACCAUUCACCUUACCAACGGCGGUGAUCGACCUUAUAAACCCAACUUGUACCCAGGCAUCAUUGUCAUCGAACGUCGAUUAAACCUCGAAGGUCCCUCACCCUAUAAACUCAAAAACAGUUCCGGUAAAAUCAUCUCUCACAAAAAGGAAGACCUUAUAGCCAUUCUUGAUCAUUUCAGCAUCCUCGUCAACAACCCCUUGACCAUGUUGACUCAGGAUAUGGCCCGAAAGUUUCUCAGUGAUAGUACGGCAGAAGAUAAAUACCGCUUAUUCAUGAACGGCACCCAAUUAUCAAAUAUGCAGAUCGAUUUCGAGACCGUACGUCAAAGUUUAGAUACAGCAAAAACCACUCUGGACCGUAAAAAGGAAGGAUUGCCUGGUUUACAGGAAAAGGCGAAUGAAGCACAACGUCGUUAUGAGGAUUUAAAAGAAGCAAGAGAUAUCACCACACAUAUUGAUGAGUUGAACAAUGAAUUGGUAUGGUCUCAAAUCAUUUUAAAGGAAAAAGUCGCCGAGAAAUACAAACACGAUGUCGCCGUGGCAGAAAGAAAUCUGGAAAACAUGCAAGAGCAAUACGAAACCCAAAAAUCAAAGAUUGAUGACGUUGUCAAAAAAAUUGAGGCUGUCAAUCAGGAAUGGGAUCAUCAUCGCAACGAUGAACUGAUGGAUAUUAACGAACUUAUUAAAAGUACAAGAACCGCCAAAGCCAGACAAGAAACCAAUUUAAAAGUCCAAACCGAUAAAUUGGAAGCCUCGACCCGAGUGAAACGUGAUGAAAUUCUGGAAGAGAUCAACCAAGCCAAAGAAAUCAUUGAAACGAAGCGAAAACAAGCAAAAGAAUUUCGCAUCCAAUACGACGAAUUCGAUGAACAAAGUAAAGCCGUCAAAGAGAAAAGAGGACAUGUCAUAGAUGAAUCGAAAGAGACUCGAGAUCUCAUCGACCAAUGCACGAAAAAAAUUUACGAUUUAAACGCACAACAGCAGAAUCGUAUGAAGGCCUAUGGCUCAAAUAUGCCCCACGUAUUGGACGCCAUCGAUCGUGAAAAACGUUGGAGGAUGCGAAAACCCGCUGGCCCUUUUGGUUCCACCAUGAAAUUACUGCAACCUCAAUUUGCCAAUACUCUAGAAUCUUUCUUUAAAAAAUCCUUGAACUCAUUUGUAGUCGAAUGCUUUCAUGAUAAACAUUUAUUGUUUAACAUUUUGAAAAGAGCCAAAUUAGAAAAUACAACUAUAUAUGUCUCGGAAUAUGAUGCCUUUGAUUACUCCACCGGUGAACCAGACCCACAGUAUAUGACCAUACUGAGGGCAAUCAAAUUUGAGAAUGAUUGGAUUAAACGCCAAUUGAUCGUGCAUCAGUAUAUCGAAAAAGCCUUAUUGUUUGAAGAUCGUGUAGAAGCAGACAAUGUCAUGUUGACCCAUCCAAGAAAUGCCAAGAUGUGUUUCACUAGUGGCGGUCAUAAAGUAGGUGGAAGUGUCGGUAUGAAGACAGAAACGCUUGAUCCCUGGAGCGGUCUUCCUCGAUUUAUGACCGAUAUCGGUUCUCAAAUCCGCAAAUACCAACAAGACAAGGAAUCAUUACAGGAAAAGUACUUUGAGAAUGAAAAAAAACUUCGAGAUCUCACCACGGAGAAUAUCGAGCUUGAAAAGAAACGAAAUGCCAGUCGACACCGUGAGAAUGAAAUCGAAGCGGAAAUCAGAAAAUUCUAUGGCUAUAUUGAAAACAAGGAAGACAACCUCAAAGAAGACGAUCCCGUGGAUUUAUCCUUAUUCGAAGAAGAAAUCAAAGAAUGCGAUGAAAAGCUUUUACAAUAUGUAAAUCAGUUUAAAGACAUCAAAGCGCAACGCGUCGCUUUACUUGAUGAAAUGAAGCACAUCCUCGACAAAACCAGUCUCAUUGAGAAAAAGGAAGCAGAACGAGAAAACAUAUCGCAUGAAUACCGUACACGAGUCGCCAAAUUGCAUGAACUCAAGACAAAACUCGCAGACAAGCUGGAACAAUUUUAUUCACAGAAACAAUCAUUAAAGAGUCGUCUUGAAAGUCGAAAGACUAUGUUAGGUGAGGCCGAGCAACUGGUCCGUACCUGGAUCGCUGAAUGUCAAGAGGAUUAUCCCGAUCGUGUCGAUACCGAAAGAGAACCCCAUGAAAUCGAAAUGGAAAUUAAACGUUUGCAAGGUAUCGCUUCUCGUAUCGAAGAUGAAGCUGGUAUCACUUUGGAAGAGGUAGAAGAGUUAACCAUGACAACCGUGUUGGCCUGGGAGCAAGCCAUGACGAUCUCUAGAGAAAUGGAAGCAUUGUCAGCAGCUUUAAGAGAGAUGCUCGAGAAACGUAUUCGCAGAUGGGAAAAUUACCGUGCUUACAUGGUAUUGGCUGCCAAGCAUUAUUUUAGUUAUUAUCUUCAUUUAAGAGGUGACGAAGGUGUUCUUCGUUUUAAUCAUCAGACAAAGAGACUAGAUAUUCGUGUAUCCACCGGUGACCAAUAUCGAAAGGGCUCACGUCAAAAGGAUUCAAGAUCUCUUUCCGGUGGUGAGAAAUCCUUUUCACAAAUCAGUUUAUUAUUGUCGCUGUGGCAAAGUAUUUCUUCGCCUCUUAUCUGUCUUGAUGAAUUCGAUGUGUUUAUGGAUGCUGUGAAUCGUAAACAAACCAUGAGCAUGAUUGUAAGUAUGAUGUUUAUCUAUAAUAAGACUUUAUUUAACCCUCCAUAUUAG
Mucor mucedo is the source of this 2925-nucleotide messenger RNA. RefSeq lists its product as uncharacterized. The transcript has 4 exons. The record is from RefSeq and is a predicted model, not a curated record. The annotation marks the transcript as partial. Lineage: Eukaryota; Fungi; Mucoromycota; Mucoromycetes; Mucorales; Mucoraceae. Gene Ontology annotation, molecular function: single-stranded DNA binding; damaged DNA binding. Gene Ontology annotation, biological process: double-strand break repair via homologous recombination. Gene Ontology annotation, cellular component: site of double-strand break; nucleus; Smc5-Smc6 complex.